Messenger RNA from Arachis duranensis, 1650 nucleotides. RefSeq lists its product as uncharacterized. The record is from RefSeq and is a predicted model, not a curated record. NCBI's taxonomy places the organism in Eukaryota, Viridiplantae, Streptophyta, Magnoliopsida, Fabales, Fabaceae.
AACAACAAUAAGUUGUUAAUUAAUUGGUUUCCAAAAUGCAGCUCUUCAUCACAAAGAGAAAAAAUUGUAACAAUAAGAGCAUGUUUGAUCAUAGGGUUCUUAAACAUGCCAUGAUUUCUAUCAUAUCUCUAAUAAUUUUCUCAGCCAUAUUUUUCCUUAUUCAUGUUGAUACUAUUAUCCAACAUGAUGAUGAUUCCCUUCAUCACCCUUCUUCUUCUUCUUCUUCAAGCAAAGGAAUAAUUCCUCAAAAGUUGAAAGAAUCUCAAACGGAGAUAAAACUAGAAUCAGGGGUAGUAAGGUCAACAACAACUCUUACUGUGUCUCACAUAGCUUUGAAUUCACUGCAAGAAGGGAAUCAUAGAGAAGUUGAAAUAAUGGAUAAUGAUGAUGAUGAAGAAAGAGGGAAUACACAACUGGUUGCUCCAAUUAAUGUGAGUGAAUCAGAAAGGAUUUCUUGGUUUAGAGGGAAGAUGCAUGAAUUCAAGACUCAGUCAGACAAGCUUGCAAGGGAAUUCCAUGGCAGAGUUCUUGGAUUCUUUGGUAAUAAUAAUGGAUGUGAGGGUCAGUUCUUCAUGACAUGGAUUUCACCAGCGACUUCAUUUGGGUCAAGGGAAUUGUUGUCUGUUCAAAGUGUCUUCAAGGUACAUCCCAAGGCUUGUUUGGUAAUUUUGUCAAGAAGCUUGGAUUCGGUUCGUGGCUACCGGGUUCUAAAACCAGUUCUUGAUCUCGGGUUCAAAGUCCAGGCAAUCACCCCAGACUUGUCAUUUCUGUUCAAGGGAACGCCAGCUGAAUAUUGGUUUCAUCAAUUGAGGAAAGGAAAGAAGGACCCUGGUGAGAUCCCUUUGUUUCAGAAUCUCUCUAAUCUCAUAAGACUCUCAGUGCUAUACAAAUAUGGUGGUGUUUACUUAGACACUGAUUUCAUACUCCUUAAGCCUUUCACUGGGUUGAGGAACUGCAUUGGUGCACAAAGCAUGGAUUUAGGUCAAAAGCACUGGACAAGACUAAACAAUGCAGUUCUUGUAUUUGAUAUGAACCAUCCACUUUUGUUGAGGUUCAUUAAGGAGUUUGCAUUGACUUUUGAUGGGAACAAAUGGGGGCAUAAUGGUCCUUACCUUGUUUCAAGGGUGGUUAGUAAAUUGGGGAGGAAGUCAGGUUUCAAUUUUACAAUAUUGCCUCCUAUGGCAUUUUAUCCAGUGGAUUGGAAUAAGAUUGAUGGGCUUUUUAGGAAGCCCAAAACAAGAAGUGAAUCAAAAUGGGUUGAAGCAAAAUUGGUUCAGCUUAGUGGUGAGUCAUAUGGGGUCCACCUAUGGAACAAGCAGAGUGGGAGGUUGGUGAUUGAAGAAGGAAGUAUCUUGGGAAAACUCGUGUCUCAUCAUUGUGUCAUUUGCAAAACUCUAUUAUAGAUCAUUCAUAUCAUAAUCAUAUGUGUAAAAAGAUUGUUGAUUUUCAACCUUGGUUUUCUUUUCUGAGUCAUUUUAUUAUUAUUGUUAUUUUCUUUUCUCAAUGUAUAGGAAGUUAGGAACACCUUUGUGUAAAUCACGCACACGGCUACAAACAAUUUAUGAAGAAAUUCUCCUAGAAUCUUCAAUAUUCAAUGCCAAUUUACAAACUCUUUUUCAAUUGGGCAAUGGUAUGUGUAUUUUUACUUUA